AUCUCAACUUCGCUUCACCUCGACCAUCCGUGCCGCUCUCCUUUGUCCGCCCUCUCGCCGUCCGCCUCCGCCUUUCUCGCCCCGCAAACCCUGCGAAAGCGUCGUUCAUCAGUUAGCCCCCGGUGCGCACCCGCUCGCCCGUCAUGUCGUCGUACCUGGACAAGCAGGCCAACGCCUUCAAGGGGACGCUCGCCUCAGCCGCCACGAAGCUCUCCAACCCGACGUCCACCAAGGCCGCGACGCUUGCGCCGCCCUCGCUCGCGCCGCCUUCGCCCUCACCUUCUGCCACCUCCGACCCAAACACCCCAAGCACCAAGCGCAAGCGCGAUGCCGUCCCCGACGUGCCCUACUCGCAGCCUCAGCUCACGGGCUACGGCGCCGAGGUCAAGACACAGAUGACGUUCGCCGUCGAGUACCUGAAGAAGAAGGGCGAGCUCAAGACCAUCAUCGAGAUCAUCGACCAUCUGAGUUUGCGCGGCUACACCGAAGAACACAAGCGCGAGCUGGCCGACGGCCUGCGAGGCCAUCCCCGCAUCGAGUGGAAGCCUGACGGCAGCCUCAGCGAGCAGACAUGGCAGACGGGCAUGUACUCACACCGGCCCAUCAUCCCGGGCGUCAAGGACGCGACAUCGCUACUGGCCCACCUACAGCGCAAGACGGAUGCCUCGGGCGUCUCGGUCAAGGAUCUCAAGGACGGCUGGCCCGACUGCGAGGACACGCUCUCGUCGCUGGAGCGGCAGCACAGGGUGCUCGUGGUGCGGACCAAGAAGGACAACUUGCCGCGCUACGUGUGGCCCGACGACGCCUCGCUGCACUACAGCGUCCAGCACGAGUUCCAGGUCAUGUGGCACCGCGUGCCGCUGCCCAGCACCGACGACAUGCACCGCAAGCUGGUCAGCGUCGGACAGAAGCCCACAAGCGAAGACCCGAACAAGUUGAACCAGCAGGGCGUCAAGCCCAAGGCCCAGCGGAAGCGCGCCGGCAAGCGUAUCGGCAAGGCGACAAACGUCCACAUGCAACAUCUGAUGCAGGAUUACAGUGGCAUGCGGCGAUGAAGCAUCGCCUUAUGGCGAGAGUCGGGUAGAAAGCAGCAGGAAAACAAGAGUGCGGAUUCUUUCACGAGUUAUAAGAGACUUGGGGCGUUGGGCGGACGGUCUGGUUCUAUUUAUUCCCCUUGGCAUGGGAGACGGGGUAUUCCCUUGGCGUUUACGGAAGGCAGGUUUGUUUCAAAUGAUCUAAAAGUCAAGGGCAUGGUCAUCGGCACGAGGUGGUUAUGUUAGACAAAGAGACGCGAGCAUAGCGUCAGCAUAAGUUUUGAAUCAGCAAUUAUGGUCCAA
Molecule: messenger RNA, 1337 nt
Organism: Ilyonectria robusta
Lineage: Eukaryota; Fungi; Ascomycota; Sordariomycetes; Hypocreales; Nectriaceae
Exons: 1
Coding region: 144-1055 (303 amino acids)
Biological process (GO): transcription initiation at RNA polymerase II promoter
Cellular component (GO): transcription factor TFIIE complex
Source: RefSeq, a predicted model, not a curated record